AUGGGCAUGAUGAUUCAAUUUAAGAAGUCUAUGAUGCAAGCUUUUGAUAUGACUGACCUAGGGAAGAUGAGAUUCUUUCUUGGCAUUGAAGUUUUACAAAGACCAGGAGGGACUUUUGUGUGUCAAAGAAAAUAUGCCAAUGAUAUCUUGAAGAAGUUUGGAAUGACUGAGAGCAAACCGGUGAAGAGUCCAAUUGUCCCAGGUUUUAAGAUUAAUAGAGAUGUUGAUGGUGUUGCUGUGGACGACACUUACUUCAAGCAGAUUGUUGGAAGUUUAAUGUACCUUACAACUACAAGGCCGGAUAUUAUGUUUGGUGUGAGCUUAAUCAACAGGUAUAUGUCAAAACCAACUGAGUUGCACUUACAAGCUGCUAAAAGAAUAUUAAGGUAUUUAAAAGGAACUGCUAACUAUGGGAUACUGUACAAGAAGGGAGGGGAAGAAGACUUGAUUACUUUCACAGAUUCUGAUUAUGCAGGAGAUGAGGAAGAUUCUAAAAGUACAUCUGGAUAUGUUUUCUUAUUAGGUUCGAGAGCAGUGUCAUGGAUGUCCAAGAAGCAACCUAUCGUUACUCUCUCAACUACAGAGGCAGAGUUUGUUGCUGCUGCUGCCAGUGCUUGUCAAUCAGUGUGGAUGAGAAGAAUUUUGAGAAAUUUAAAUCAUGCUCAAGAAGGUAGCACUGUUAUCAUGUGUGAUAACAGUUCAACAAUUAAACUCUCAAAAAAUCCAGUAAUGCAUGGUAGGAGCAAGCAUAUUAGAGUGCGUUUCCAUUUUUUAAGAGAUCUUGUAAAAGAUGGGGAAAUCGAGCUAGCUAGUGCACUGUGGAACUCAGGAGCAGAUUGCAGAUUUGAUGACUAA
This is a messenger RNA of Cajanus cajan (pigeon pea), 855 nucleotides long. Its product is annotated as retrovirus-related Pol polyprotein from transposon RE1. NCBI's taxonomy places the organism in Eukaryota, Viridiplantae, Streptophyta, Magnoliopsida, Fabales, Fabaceae. The record is from RefSeq and is a predicted model, not a curated record.